AUGUCAUGUCUUGGAAAACUACCGAAAUCUGGCCCCGACUUGGGGAUUCACCUCGACGGUGAUACAUAUCUUCCUGGUGAUAACAUCACAGGACUGGUAUAUCGAAAAUCGCAUAUCGUGAGCCCAGACUCAUCACUCACUGUAUCCAUGAUCGGAACAUCGAAAGCAAGCCAACAGGUCAAGGAUAGAAAAGGUGAUUAUACAUGGGGGGUAACGCUACUUGACCAUUGCCAGACCAUAUUUAGGGGGCCUUUGCAUAUCGAGAACGGGGUUCAUAAGGAGUGGACAUUUAGUAUACCUGUUCCGCUAUAUACCGACCCAAAAGUCAACAAUGUCAGACAAACCUUAAGCUUUGUUCCUCCGGAUACUACAGACCACGAACUGCCUCCGUCCUAUAUCCUCGGCGACGGAGGAGAAAGGAGAGAGUCGGCGUGCAUCCAGUAUAUCAUCGAAGCCAAACUUACAGCUGAAGUUCAUGGAAGAACCGAAGUCUUCGAGGCUAUAUGUCCUUUUAAGAUCAUACAACUGACGCAAGAUGCUCCUAUCGCAAACUUCGGAUCCAGACGAAUUCGCUAUCCACGAAAAGCCUCAAGUCAGACGCUUGUGCCAGGAUCUGAAAAUGUGAGAUUGUCUUCGCUACAAAGGAUCAGGAAGCACUUCUUUUCAUCAGACCCUGACCUAGCAUUUGACGUUUAUGUUGACGUCCCAAGGAUCAUCCAACUUGACAACCCAACGCCUAUACCGAUCAAGUUUCUUGUGGCACCAAACUGGCAAAAGACAAGCCCUGCAAUUCAAGAUGUUGUACAAGAGGUCAAACUUACAACUGUACACAUUUGGAUAGUCACAGAAACAUCACUCAACGGAAGCUUUGGAGGACGAAGAACAGAAGUUGACCUUGGGGUUGUCCAAGCUCUCAACAAACUCAAGAUGAAUCUUCGAAUACCCUUCACACGACAAUGGGAGCCUAUCGAUGUCGGAGAAUUGUCAGGCCUGCGGAUAGGUCUAAAGAAUACAGGAUUUCCGCAAGAAUGGAGUUUUGCACAGGCGGGGUUUACGCACUCAUUUUGUACAUAUAAUAUCAUGGUUACGCAUGGAAUUGCAUGGUGGAUUCAGGGUGAGAUUGCGGGAGUCAGGUUUGAUGUGGGUGGGGAGGCGGAUUUGUUGAUACUAAGACCCAGUGAUGAUCGAGUACGACUUGAGGCGACGGAGGGUGGAAGUAGUAGGGCGACAGAGACUGAGGCUGAGAUACAACAUGAUGAAUCGUGGAUCAGGCCACCUGUGGAAGAGGCCGUACCGGCAUACAGAAGGACCGACGGUACUUGAGUAUCGAUUUAUUUGCGGUCUAAUAAGCUCUAGUGACGUAAAGGUUUAAUUCUUGAUAUACCUAUGAAUUUAAUAAGUCCC
Fusarium verticillioides 7600 is the source of this 1404-nucleotide messenger RNA. RefSeq lists its product as hypothetical. The record is from RefSeq and is a predicted model, not a curated record. The transcript has a single exon. The coding region runs from base 1 to 1323 and encodes 440 amino acids. NCBI's taxonomy places the organism in Eukaryota, Fungi, Ascomycota, Sordariomycetes, Hypocreales, Nectriaceae.